AUUUGCGAUGAAGAUGAUUGUUGUGAUAAGAUAACUGGCGAUGAAGACGGCCGUUGCGUUAAGGCAACUGGUGACGACGUUACGGUAACUGGUGGUGAUGAAUGUUUCACAAAUGAGGCCGGAGAUGGUGAUUGUUGUUGUGCUAAGGAAGAAGAUUGCUGCGCCAAGGAAGAAGAUUGUUGCGCUAAAGUAAAUGGCGAAGAAAACAAAUUAUCUGUAAGAAUGCCUGACCAAAGAGAAAAUUGUGUAGACGCUGAGGUUCUUGUUUCAUUAUUGUUAUCUUUUAUCGGAGUUCGAGACGGGAACUCCGAUUUCGUUUUUAUUCUGGCCGAUGGAACUCCGGCGAUUGCGGCGCAAAAAGUCCCCCAAGAGGAUAGGAAUGUCAAUUCUUCAUCGUUGUCAUCCCUCACAAUUUCCAUGAUGUUCCAUGACACCACAAAACAAACCGGCACCAUCUAUUUAGUUCAUAUUUAA
Acaulospora colombiana is the source of this 474-nucleotide messenger RNA. The record is from the annotation of a GenBank genome assembly. Lineage: Eukaryota; Fungi; Glomeromycota; Glomeromycetes; Diversisporales; Acaulosporaceae.